Alligator mississippiensis (American alligator) is the source of this 2828-nucleotide messenger RNA. Its product is annotated as blue-sensitive opsin. Gene Ontology annotation, biological process: phototransduction; visual perception; G protein-coupled receptor signaling pathway. Bases 446 to 1534 code for a protein of 362 amino acids. Gene Ontology annotation, cellular component: photoreceptor outer segment; membrane. The transcript is spliced from 5 exons. The record is from RefSeq and is a predicted model, not a curated record. Lineage: Eukaryota; Metazoa; Chordata; Crocodylia; Alligatoridae. Gene Ontology annotation, molecular function: G protein-coupled receptor activity.
GCCCCUCACGCCUAUAAGAGGCCCCUGGUCCCAGCCCCACUAGGGGCUCUGGGAGUGCGCAAGACCCCACUGCUGCCACCCCCUGCUCUCCAAUCUCCCUUCCCCAGCCUUGCCCGUGCCCCAGUUAUCUGCCCAUCCAUUUGUCUGCUCAUCCAUCCAGCCAUCUAUUUACCUACCUAUCCAGCUAUCUGUCCAUUUCUCCAUCCAUCUACCCAUCUAGCUACCUAUCAGUCUCUGUCCAUCCAUCCAUUUAUCUACCCAUCAGUCUAUCCACCCAUCCAUCUGUUUACCUAUUUAUCUACCUACGUGUCUAUCUACCUAUUUACUUGUCUGUCCAUCUUUCUGUCUAUUAAUCUACAUACCUAAUUGAUCCAGCCAUCCAUUUAUUCCUGUAUCUAUCCACCCACCCUCACCCCUUCCUCCUUUCUCUCACCAUUCUGUGGUUAUGGCUCCGAGCGAAGUGAGCUGGGCAGAGCUGCCUGACGACUUCUAUCUGCCACCGGCAGUGGCUGGCCCCAACAUCACGGCCCGCAGCCCCUUCCUGGUGCCACAGACGCACCUGGCUGGGCCAGGGCUCUUCCUGGCCAUGGCAACCUUCAUGGGGCUGCUUGUGAUGUUGGGUGUCCCGCUCAACGCCCUCACCGUGCUCUGUGGCGCCCGCUACCGCAAGCUGCGCUCGCCCCUCAACUACAUCCUGGUCAACCUGGCUGGCGCCAACCUGCUGGUGGCUGGCGUGGGCUCCACCACGGCUACCUACAGCUUCGCCCACAUGUACUUCUCCCUGGGCCCUGCUGCCUGCAAAGCUGAGGGCUUCACCGCCACCCUUGGGGGCAUGGUGAGCCUAUGGUCACUGGCCGUGGUGGCCUUUGAACGGUUCCUGGUGAUCUGCAAGCCCCUGGGUAACUUCACCUUCCGUGGGUCCCAUGCUGCAGUUGGCUGUGCCCUCACCUGGGCCAUUGGCUUGGCUGCAGCCACCCCCCCACUCUUUGGCUGGAGCAGGUUUAUCCCAGAGGGGCUGCAGUGCUCAUGUGGACCCGACUGGUACACAACCAACAACAAGUGGAACAACGAGUCCUACGUGCUCUUCCUCUUCUGCUUCUGCUUCGGCCUCCCCCUUGCCACCAUCAUCUUCUCCUAUGGCCGCCUGCUGCUCACCCUGCGUGCUGUGGCACGGCAGCAGGAGCAAUCAGAGACGACACAGCGAGCUGAAAGAGAAGUCACACGCAUGGUGGUCGCCAUGGUGCUGGGCUUCCUGGCCUGCUGGCUUCCCUAUGCCAGCUUUGCCCUCUGGGUCGUCACCCACCGAGGCCAGCCCUUCUCCCUGGCCCUGGCCUCACUGCCGGCUGUCUUCUCCAAGGCCUCCACCGUCUACAACCCCAUCAUAUACGUCUUUAUGAAUAAGCAGUUCCGGGCCUGCAUGCUCAAGCUGAUCUUCUGUGGGAAGAGCCCAUUUGGGGAGGAGGACGAGACGUCCACUGCCUCCCAGUCCACCCAGAUGUCCUCGACCUCCAGCAGCCAGGUGGCACCCGCCUAGCCCACCAUGCCCUGUGACUUCCAUGGCGACCACUGGCACAGCCGGCCUGGCCUGCCACGGCUGCCUCACUGCUCCAGUGAUAUAUCCCAGUAUGCCCUACACCAUCAUGGCUGCUCAUGCCAGCCAGAUGUCCUACAAUGCCCUGCGUUGUCACGGCAGUCCAAGUAUCCCAGCAUACACCACACUGGCCUGGCUGCCCUGCUGCUCUGGCUAGGUAUCCCAGCAUGCCUUGUGCCAUCAUGGCUGCCCAUGCCAGCCAAGUGUCCCAGCAUGCACCACACUGCCAUGGCUUUCGCUAUACUAGCAUGCACUGCUGCAUCAAAACAGUCACAGCAACCAUGCUGCUCUGGGUACAUAGUCCAGCAUGUCCUGCACCAUCAUGGCCAUCCAUGCCAGCCAAGCAGCCCUGCAUGCAAUGCAUGGCCAUGGUCCCAGCUGUCCCAGCAUGCACUGCUCCAGGAAGGUCCUUGCUCCUUCCCAGCAUACCCUGGGGAACGGGACACCUGCCACUCCCCCACCUGUGCUGGAGGGAGGAGGUCCUUACCUGGGAAAAGUCCCUUUCCCAGCAACACAUGCAAACACACACACAAAUGUGUAUGGAACAUGCAUGAACACAUAUGAACACACACAAGCAUGCAGGAACAAAGAUCACGCAUGAAUUUGCAGGCACAUAUGAACAUGCAAACAUGCAUGAGCAUUCAAGCACAUGUGUGACCAUACAAAUACAUGCAUUAAUGUGUAUGAACACAGACACGUGAGCAUGCAUGAACACAGACCUAUUGACCAUGCAUGAACAUGCAUGGACACACAUGAACACAGAAGCAUGCAUAAACACACAGGCACAAACGUCAACAUGCAUGAAUGUGCAGACAGAUGUGAACAUGCAAACGUAGGAACAGACAUACAUAAAUAGAGACAUACAGGAACAUACAGGCAUUCAUAUGAAUAUGUAUGAACACAUACACACAGUGUUGUAUAUUGUAAAUAUCUUGAGCCUGGCAAUUACCAGCAUGCCCCUUGCUGUAACUGCUCCCCAUACCACCUGUAACAGCCUCUUCCCCCACACCCCCAGUGGUUAUAAUUACCCCUGGGCUCUAAUUGCUCCCCCUGUGGCUGUAAUGACUUCCAUUGCUGUACCCCACCCCCGGGCAAAUAAACCAGCACACUGGACCUGCAGCUGUGGCCUGGGGGCAGGAUCUUUGUUACUGAGGUUCUAGGGGGGUCCCUCUGACAUGUGGAGUCCCAGAGCCCUUUGGGGGGGCUCUGGGGCAGGCAGGGGUAGGGGCAGGGACAG